GUGAUGUAUAGCUUGGAAAUGCUGAUCAUCUUCCGCUGUGACACCUCGACCAUGAAUUUGUCCUUUUGAGAAAAUGUCAAGUAUUUUUGUUCUCUUAAAGGUGGGAUAGCCUGUCCGCCUAUGUUUUUCUCCCCCACUGAACAAAUUAAUUCCGUUAUUGUGAAGUCUCCCCUGACAACCCCCGUAGACGGGUAACUGUUGUCAUUGGCAAGUCAUUUCAAUGCAUUUCUACAAGAUACUGCACAAGCAAGAAUGACGGAGAUUGAUGUACUUCUGCAAAGCACUUUUAGGAGAGCGACAAACGCGACCAAGCGCAGGCAGCUGUGAAAUUAUAAUAUCUGACCACACGUUGGAUUUCGGCGGAGUAGAGAGGAAACGCUACUUAACCCCAGACCUCGCACAGCCGUCGCAGUAGAAGAGCCAGAACUGAGAAACGACCCUUAUUGGCUUAAAGACUCUCGCUAACGGUAGAUCUCGACGCACAGAGGCGUUCCUGACUCAACCCAUUAAGCCUGGUGCCUCACGAGAGGGGCAUGACAACAAUUAAUCUAUCAGAUACCGCUUCCUUCAAGCUCUGUUGAGGUUCACUUUUAACGUGGCUGACGCAUGGAGUAGGUCGUGUUUUCUUGGACUCACUGACUUUUUGCGUCGAUUUUUGAUAAAGUACGAAAAAGAAUAUUGUGGGACCCGGACAAGUGAGAUUAACCGCUGAUUGUUGAAGCCAACAUCGAUAUCACCGCGGACUGGGACAUACCAUGUUAAUAUGGGCUCUCGGUAGUAAUAACAGUUUUACCGUCACUACCAGAACGACCACUGAAAACGCCGCGAUUUAAUUAUUUUUACUACAGAAGUAGCAUUGUCGUUGACGCACUACGCUGUCUACUAUCGUAGGACUUACACUCGGUGACGACUGGAAGUUAAAGAGAGAUUUAGCGUAGCCCCGAGGGCGAUAUUUCUUUUAACGGCUGGGAAUCCACUUCAGUCAACUGCCUGCCCCGAGGCGGUGCACAGCCAGCCUGCGUAGUAGUAUUUCUAUAAUUACUGAAGAAUAAUUUCACAAGCUGCAUUGAUUCAAGUGUCAAGUGGUCCAUGUGCAAGGAAAGGAUAGGGGAAAAACCUGAAACGAUCCUGCGAACGACUUGCCUCACGAACGGACACGGUACAUUAUGUCAAAGCAGGCCAACGCGAAGAAAUAUGCGGAUAACUCUUAGAUUUCGUUCCUCUCUCAGCGCCGAGAGUGUGCUAUCGUACCUCUAUCUCCUAGGAGCAAUAUGGAGUGUAUUCUCCGCCCCUCUUUCGGCGGACAUCGCCUCACAGCCUGUAAGCAUUGUCAUGGCGGAGGCCCCUCCAACACACAGGACAUUAUGGCUGUUACACAGACACAGGAGAAAAACGAAUGGGAAUAUCCCGAGAGCACAGGGAUCACCACAGGGACCCAGCUCCCCAGCUUUUCAUUCAAAUCCUCAGUCAUCGUCUGCUUCAAAUGUUGCACUCUCCGCCGCAGACGAUCUUUCAGGGAAGUGGAGAGGUAGCGGUAGUGGAAGGGGGCGAGGUAUGCCCGUUGCUAAACAAUUCUUCUCUCAAAUUAUCAAAAAGAACGCUGGGUCCGGUUCGAGCAGACGAGCCGACCUAGCGCUUUCCAGACUGGCAGUUCUAUCCGGGCAGCAGACGGGUUCAAGUCAAGGAGACAAUGCCUCUCUGCCGCUCUCUUCCAUUCCGUCUUCAACUCACGGGACAAAUCCCGCAGACAAUUCAGAAGCAGACGAUACCAGUAUUCCUAGCGCUCCCGCCAUGGCGGAAGGCGCAAACUCAGUCUCAGAGGACGGAAAAUCUUCGGAGAAUACAUCGAUUGUCUCUCUACACACAGUUUCGGAAAGGUCCUCAGAUGCAGGAACAGAAGGCGACGUCACGCACAGGACAACACGAGCUGUACCACGGGAAGGUCGAAUGCACAUCAUAUCCGUGGAUGAGUUUGAGAGAAUGGUAGAUUCAGAAUGUGAGAAUGCACCAGAUGAUAUAGAGGUCAAGGUCGAGGGCGACAUUAUGCUCAACAAAGAAGAUGCGUGCGCAUAUGUCGAGGACUCUCUUCCACUUUAUAAAAAGAAAAAGAAACGAAGAAAAAAGAGAAAAAUUACCCCCGUGGCAUCCAAACGGUGGGAUUUACGUGUACCGAUACCUUUCAUGUUCGACGGAUCGCACG
Molecule: messenger RNA, 2200 nt
Organism: Lingula anatina
Lineage: Eukaryota; Metazoa; Brachiopoda; Lingulata; Lingulida; Lingulidae
Biological process (GO): proteolysis
Molecular function (GO): metalloendopeptidase activity
Source: RefSeq, a predicted model, not a curated record